Acanthoscelides obtectus is the source of this 1799-nucleotide messenger RNA. The record is from the annotation of a GenBank genome assembly. Lineage: Eukaryota; Metazoa; Arthropoda; Insecta; Coleoptera; Chrysomelidae.
CCGGCAUUCGUGGCAUGUAGACGACUUUUCCUUCAGCCUUCAGCAAUUUACUCAGUUACAACUAGGCUGCCGAAGUUGGAAGACGUUAACGUCUCUGCUUGCCACCUUCGUUAUCUUAAGAAUGUAUACAAAGUUCUCGGCGACUCUUAAGGAUUGUGGUAUUAAUAAUACAAUCUCAUAUUUCGUCCCUUCGAGUGUAUUCUUCUCGUUUUACACACCGUGCGUGCGGAAAAAACUGUCGAUUUAAAAGUUGUUAGUUAACUGAGUGCUUUUUCAUAUACCUCACUCACAGCUUUACGCUGCCGCCUAAGCAGCGGUAGACUUGAGCCAGGGCAACUUGUGAUACUAGUGUUAGUGCGCAUAAGUAGUUAGUUUGUAUAUAGAUUCGUGAGUAGUAACAAAAAUUAAGAUAGAGUUGAACCGAGAAAGUUAAAGACCAUGCCUGUCAAAAUAGAGACUUGGGAAUUCGAUGAUUUCCUGAUAGAAGAGCUCUUUCCUGACGAGCCGAUCAUGGAACCGGUCCUUUCCGACGAUAUCUGGAAGAAGUUCGAAAUAGACUAUCCGGAAUUAACCGGCAUCGCUGAGAUGUUACUGCAGGAGGAGCAAAGUCUCAUCAACGACACAAAAGAUAUCGAAGCGCAGCAGGGAUGUUUGAUUCCGGGUUUGACUCCGGUUGCGAAUCCGGUUGUGAUCUCGGGAGUAGUAGCCCCGGAAAUAGUGACCCCGUCAGUAGUGACCCCGGCAGUAGUGACCCCGGCAUUAGUAACCCCGGUAGUAGUGACCCCGGCAGUAGUGAUCCCACCGAAUAAUAGAGGGAACAACACCAGCAACCCAUCGGUGCAGGUCACGAGUGCCAAUCCGCCAGCGAGCCUCCCAGCAAGCCCAGCGUCCGGUUCCCCUCCCUCAUCCUUAAGUGAGAUUCGCAACCAUGACUGCAUGUGGGCGGGAAGCUGCUUCUACGGACGUCACGGCCAGGGCGGUUGCCAAGGCUCUAGCGAAGGCGGUUGCCAGCGCCCCAAAGAAAACGGAGGCUUCCUGAAACCCGGCCCCGUCAUGAACAGAUGUCCGCCUCAACCGCCUUUAAACGCGUUCAUAAAAAAGGAGGAGCCUGACGAUGAACAAUACUACCAGCAGGCACAGUACCAACAUCAUCAGACCAGCAGGAGUGUGCUCAAACCCGCGGUUAGGGCAGCUGUUAAGCAACAACAGCAACAGCAGCAACAUAUGCCUCAAACACCGCCCAUGUCCGACGAUGAGGAAGGAAAGUCCAAGCCAUCCAAGGUGCUGAGCCUGUUGACCAAUGACCCGAUCUCUCCAACCGAGUACUCCUCAGACACAGAAUUGUGCGAGUACCUGCAAGAGGAAAUUGAGGACGAGGAGGAGGAGGAAGAAGAAGGUGAUGAGGAAGAACAAGAUGAGGAAGAAAUCAGAAGAUUGGAAGCCGUAAAUGCGGCUGCCGCUGUCAAACUGGAAGAGAUGGCGGAUAGAGCUGUUAGAGUGAAAGCAGCCGCUGAGAUCGAUCACAGCUACCACAAGGGCAAGGGGUCCGACCAAAUGAUGCAGGAAUACCUGGGUCUCGAAACUCCUUCUGAUUCCGUCUUAUGGUACUUUCAGACAGAUGGGAUUGCUUACUGAAAAAUGACAUACUUCUCUUUGCUGGGAAAGACUGAGCCGGAGAGAAACAGUUAAUCUUGAUAUUUCCGCCUUGUAAACAAGAUAUUUUGUUUAUUUCGAUCGGAAAAUAAACUAACCUUGGAAGAUUUAUUGCUGGCACCUAUUUGAUAUGCAUAAUAAAUGAA